Melopsittacus undulatus (budgerigar) is the source of this 1587-nucleotide messenger RNA. It is a transcript of the gene MORN4, whose product is annotated as MORN repeat containing 4. The transcript has 5 exons. The record is from RefSeq and is a predicted model, not a curated record. The coding region runs from base 85 to 525 and encodes 146 amino acids. NCBI's taxonomy places the organism in Eukaryota, Metazoa, Chordata, Aves, Psittaciformes, Psittaculidae. Gene Ontology annotation, biological process: response to axon injury. Gene Ontology annotation, cellular component: cell projection.
UGGCAGGGGAGGUGGCCGAGCCACCCCGGUGGGCAGCGGUGCGGGCGGCGAGCACGUAGCCAGCUCUUGCCGGAGGCUGUCGCCAUGACCCUCACCAAAGGCUCCUUCACCUACUCCAACGGGGAGGAGUACCGCGGCGAGUGGAAGGAAGGUCGCAGGCACGGUGUUGGGCAGCUGACAUUUGCUGAUGGCACAGCUUACGUGGGGCACUUUGAGAACGGGCUGUUCCACGGCUGCGGCGUGCUCACCUUCUCUGACGGCUCCAGGUACGAGGGGGAGUUUGUGCAGGGCAAGUUCAACGGCGUCGGCGUCUUCACCCGCUGCGACAACAUGACUUUUGAGGGCGAGUUCAAAGGCGGGCGUGUGUAUGGCUUCGGUCUCCUGACCUUCCCCGAUGGCUCCCAUGGGGUGCCCCGCAAUGAGGGCUUCUUUGAGAACAACAAGCUGCUGCGGCGGGAGAAGUGCCCGGCUGUCAUCCAGAGGGCCCAGGGUGCCUCCAAGUCUGCCCAUAACCUGACAGCGUGACAGUGCCCCACAUCCCCUCCUGCCGCAGAGGGACCCCCAGACUGGGCAUUGCCUGGCCCUGCCGUCCCCAGAGUGGGGAUGUGGCACUGCUGGGUGCCCCCUUGCCCUCUGUCUCUACCAAGCCCCCUGCCCAACCCCCGUGGCUGGGGGACACUCCUCCACCCAAGUGCCCCAGGGCAGCUGUGGUGCCUUCUCUCUCUGGCUACAGCCCUGGCACCUGCUGGAGCAGCAGAGGGACAGGGUGGCCGGGGCUCAGCUCCUCUGCCCCCAGGAAGACUGUGGAGCACUGGGGCUGCUGGCCUGCUGCAGAGGAUGGAGCAGGGGUGUAGGGGCUGAGCCCUGACCCCACUGCCAGGGUGCCUUGGCUGGGAGCCGCUGGUUGGAUCAUGUGCUCACAGAGAGGCAGCUCCUGGCCCUCUUCACUACCCUGGUUUCAAGGCAGGGUGGCACCGUGUGGCCUGUGCCUGUUCUAGGUGACUGGCCAUCCUCCAGCUUGCCUGGGCAGAGUGACAUGGUGCCACAAAAGGACCCAACCUGCUCUUGGGGCCAGGUGAUGGGCUGUGCCCCAUUCAUCCCUGUGCGUUGGGGACAUCUGCAGCAGUAUCCCCAAGAAGGAGGACUGGGGAACACCCAGGCUGGCCAUGUCUGCUGCACACUGGGGGAGGGCUGGAGGCAUGGUGAGCAAGGAGCAGGGUCCAACAGAGCCUGGGAUGAGGGGCAUGAGCAGGGCUGGGGUAGGGUGCCAGGGCUGGAGCAGGGGGCCUGGGCAGGGUGCAUGGGGAUAGGGGCAUGGCAAAGGGGCAGGCAGGGUGGACAGGGAGCACACAACUCCCCAUCUUGCCCCCCACAUGCAUCCUCCAUCUCCCCCUGCAUGCUCACCCUCGCCCCGGUGUGUUCUGGCCGUGGUGCAGGAGUCCCGGCAGCCCUCGUAGCCUGGUGCUGGGCUGCAGGGACCCUGCCUUCCCUGCCAGUCUCUGCCCACAUCGGUGCUGUGCCUUGCCGUGACCCUGCCUUGUGCUGCCGCCUGCACAGGCCUCAGCUGAGUAAACCACAUUGCCAAAC